This is a messenger RNA of Puntigrus tetrazona (Sumatra barb), 4538 nucleotides long. RefSeq names its product ankyrin repeat domain 2 (stretch responsive muscle) (gene ankrd2). Bases 3439 to 4320 code for a protein of 293 amino acids. The transcript has 10 exons. Gene Ontology annotation, biological process: regulation of transcription by RNA polymerase II. The record is from RefSeq and is a predicted model, not a curated record. Lineage: Eukaryota; Metazoa; Chordata; Actinopteri; Cypriniformes; Cyprinidae. Gene Ontology annotation, cellular component: nucleus. Gene Ontology annotation, molecular function: RNA polymerase II-specific DNA-binding transcription factor binding.
UGUGUGUAUAUUGUAAUGGAAAUUAUUUUAAUUGAUUACAUUUAAUGUUUAAUUGAUAAAACUAACUUCACUGAAAGAUAGAUUAAGCAACAUAUAUAUUCGUAACACCAUUGUACUGACCAUGAACACGAAUGUGCAAACAGAGAACUGGGAUGCUAGAGGUGUGGGAAAAUAAUGUAUGAGUAACAGCGGUUAAACCACCUCAUCUGGGUGUAGAACACCUUAUCUGUGUUGAAGACAGGAAGAAAACUGAGAACAACCAGACACAGUAAACACGAGAUGGGUGGUGUGGUUUUGAACUAUUUCAAUUGGUUCGAGAUGAAUUUGAGCAACCUUGGAAUGUAUACUUUUGCCUAUAAAACCUCUAGCCUGUGAGCACACGGUUAUCUCUUUGCUCACAGACUCCACUGUGUGUAAACCAGAUCAUUCUUUUGUUUUUUUGCAAAGAAAUAAAAGAAAGGCAAAGACAGAUUUGUUUGAUUCUUCAUUGUCAGUUUUCAAAUUAUUUUGAAUUGAAAAUUCCAUGACAAACUUGGCGACGAGAAAGGGAUCCGACAGCUGAUCGUCCGGGACUUGAAAGGCGUUGGUAGGCUGAUCACCCUAAGCCCACAAAGGGUCUUAGCCCUGUACCCCUAAAGGUUUCAGGGAAGAGGGAACUGACGUCUGAGGAUUCCUUAAAAGAACCAGAAAACGUGUGCUGAAAACGGAUCACGGGGGAAGCUGAGACCGGUGGCAUAUUUUUCAAGUAAACUCAACCCUGUGGCAGCAGGUCUACCAAAUUGUCUGAGAGCUGUUGCAGCAGCAGAAAAAGCUAUUUCAGCUUCAAGGGAAAUUGUGGGGUAUUCUGAUGUAACACUGCUAGUGCCACACGCUGUCUCUAUGAUCCUGUUAGAACAGAAAACAUCUCAUUUGUCAACAGCCAGAUGGCUCAGAUAUAAUACCAUUCUAUUGGAAAUGCCAAACAUCACAGUCAAACGGUGUACAGUGUUGAAUCCUGCCACACUGCUCCCAACCGAGCAGGAUGGCGAGGAACAUAAUUGUACCGCUGCAUUGGAACAGGUGUGCACACCACGACCAGAUUUAAAAGAAACCCCCCUCGACAAUUCAGAUCUGGUCUUAUUUGUUGAUGGCUCAGUGUCUCGAGACCCAGAAACUGGUAAAAACAGAGUAGGCUACGCAGUAACCACCGCACAUGAAACAUUAGCAAGUGGAGCGCUCCCCGCGCAUUGCUCUGCACAAGCGGCCGAAUUAGUAGCAUUAACAGAGGCCUGUAAAAUCGCCGAAGGAAAAACAGUCACCAUCUACACAGACUCUCGUUAUGCCUUUUCAACAUGUCAUGACUUUUCAGCUCUAUGGCGAUGUAAAAUCCGAUGGUAAACCUAUCCAAAAUCAUGACAAAAUUGCAGCCUUGCUAGAAGCGAUUUUGCUUCCAAGGUCUUUGCUAUUUGCAAGUGCAUCACGCAUUCCAAAUUUAACGAUUUUGUAUCAUUGGGAAAUAAACGCGCUGAUAUCGCUGCGAAGAACGCAACAAAGGGAACAGAACCUUCUCUAACAUGUGUAACUGUUAACCAUAAUGAACUAACAUUCCCUUCUGGUUCUCUUACAGCUAUGCAGGUUUUCGCGACAUCAGAGGAGAAAAAACAAUGGGUGAAGGCCGAGUGCAAACUGAAAGACGACAUCUGGCUGAGUACCGAAGACAAGUCUUGUUUGCCAAAACACUUUUUCCCACACUAUGCCAAAUUAGUACACAGUUUAGAUCACAUAAGCAAAAAGGGAAUGUUUGAUAUGAUCAAUCAAUAUUGGUUCACAAAAGGAUUUACUUCCUUUGCAGAAAAAUACUGUCAAUCAUGUAUGAUUUGUGCCACAAACAAUGUAGGAAGAGGACAACAGGUCCCUUUGGCAGCACAUCCACCACCAAGUCAACCUUUUGAUCAUAUAAUGUUCGAUUUCAUUGAACUGACACCGUGCAAAGGCAAGAAAUUCUGCCUUGUUUUGGUUGAUAUGUUCUCAAAGUGGUUGGAAGUCUUCCCCACAUCUAAACAGAACGCUGGGGCUGUUGCAAAGGCAUUAGUAUCUGAAACUGUCCCAAGGUGGGGAAUACCAAAAAAGAUUAGCAGUGAUAAUGGCACACCUUUUGCUCGGGAAGUUUUUGGGAAUCGACAUACUUAAACAUACCUCCUAUCAUCCGGCUUCUGGCCCAUUUGAAAUCUUGUUUGGCAGGCCUCCAUCGCUUGGAGUGGGACCGGAACCUCGACCAUUGCCCUCUACUGCUCUGUGUGAAGAUGACAUGCUGAACUAUUGUAAAAAUCUGUCUUCGGUUCUCUCUCAGAUCUCUCAACAGGUCAAGGACGCUCUACCCAAACCGGCAGAAGGAUUUUGAUAAGUGAUCAAGAAUGAUCAAAAGGGAGGAGUGUAAUGGAAAUUAUUUUAAUUGAUUACAUUUAAUGUUUAAUUGAUAAAACUAACUUCACUGAAAGAUAGAUUAAGCAACAUAUAUAUUCGUAACACCAUUGUACUGACCAUGAACACGAAUGUGCAAACAGAGAACUGGGAUGCUAGAGGUGUGGGAAAAUAAUGUAUGAGUAACAGCGGUUAAACCACCUCAUCUGGGUGUAGAACACCUUAUCUGUGUUGAAGACGGGAAGAAAACUGAGAACAACCAGACACAGUAAACACGAGAUGGGUGGUGUGGUUUUGAACUAUUUCAAUUGGUUCGAGAUGAAUUUGAGCAACCUUGGAAUGUAUACUUUAGCCUAUAAAACCUCUAGCCUGUGAGCACACGGUUAUCUCUUUGCACAGACUCCACUGUGUGUAAACCAGAUCAUUCUUUUGUUUCUUUGCAAAGAAAUAAAAGCAAGGCAAAGACAGAUUUGUUUGAUUCUUCAUUCUCAGUCUUCACAUUAUUUUGAAUCGAAAAUUCCAUGACAAACUGUAUAUGUAUAUAUGUGUAUAUGUAUAUAUAUAUAUAUGUUUGAGUGCAUUCUUGCCCACAUACAACAGGAUGUUUGCCAUUGAGUGAUUGUAUAUUGUGUGUUAACAUGCGUUCUUUCAAGCUAGAAGGCAUUUAUGAGGUAUAACAUAAUCUCCAAAAUGGGGUGUUUAUUGUGCCGUGGUUGGUGUAAAAAUGGACUCCCAGUGCAUUAGAGGGCAGGCCUGUCGAGGUGGACGGCACCGGCUUGAACGGUGAGCUCAUGAUCGCGUGUUUGUGUGUGAUCCAGCUCCUGUCCACAGCUGUCACACAGGGCCUGACAUGGCUUUACAUUCCUGCUGAGAGCUAUAAGACCGGUGCAGAUCUCAGUCUGGCAGGUCUGCUUUUAUUCCUGAAAGUUUGCGACUUGCAAAUACUCUGAAUUAACUUCUUGAUUUCAUUUUAUUUUGUCACAAUGGACGAGAACAUCCUGUGGGCGACAGCUGUGGUCGAUAGAAGGGCGGCCUUUAAUGAACGGGAGGAGAGGUCGGACACGAAAUUUGGAGAUUUUGGUUUUGGAUGCAUCUUUUGUGGAGGUAGAAGGAGGGAAUGAAUCUGUCCGUCAAAGGGUUACGAGGAUUCGGGGAGAGGAACGGGUGAGGAAGUUCUCCUCUGAUCUGAGGCGUGAGAUUGUUGAUCUGGGUGCUGCAGAGAACAUUAUUGACCUGCGUGAGAGGAAAAAGAUACGGACCAAGACUGCAGCUCCUAAAGACCUAAUGGAUGUUUUAGUGGGACCUGUGGAGCCAGAGGAGUUUUUAAAAGCAGCAGCUCGGGGAAAGGCAGAAGUAGUUGAGAAAUUUCUGGAAGAUGGAGGAGAUCCAGACAUCUGUGAUGAGUUCAGGAAAACAGCGCUGCAUCGGGCCGCUUUGGAAAAUCAUGCUAAAAUAGUGGAAAUAUUACUGAACAAAGGAGCCGAUAUCAACUUUAAAGACAGGCUGGACUGCAGGGCUGUACACUGGGCUUGCAGAGGUGGAAGUCUCUCGGCGCUGAAAGCUCUCCAGGACAGGGGAGCUGACAUCAACGUCAGAGACAAACUGCUUAGCUCACCUUUGCAUGUGGCCACAAGGACAGGUCACAGUGACGUGGUCCAGCAUCUUCUAACCAGUGGAAUCAACAUUAAUGCCAAAGACUGGGAAGGAGACACUGCUCUUCAUGAUGCUGUCAGAUUGAAUCGGUACAAAAUCGUCAGACUCCUUAUACUGGCCGGAGCCAAUAUGCAGAUCAAGAAUGCAGAAGGAGUCACGGCCACGGAACAGGUGAAGCAAUGGCAGUUUGACACGAAGGAGACACUGGAGAAACUGGACCAGAUGAGAGAGGUCGGUCUGGCAUUGGGUUCGUUAGAGCAUCUGUGAACAGGUGCGCGGCUGGAGAACAACCCCACCUCUGUCUUCAGUGACUAUUUACUUUCUGUGAUAAUUAGUGCUGAAAGCUGGCUGUCCUCACCAAUUCAUUAGUAUACUGGGUGAAUGAGAUUUUAUUAAUUCAUUUAAAAAUCAGGCUUACAAGCUCUAUUUUUUUAGCAGCAGAAUCUGUAUUUACUGGGCAACAUUUUAAAAUAAAUAUUUUUGUA